Molecule: messenger RNA, 3160 nt
Organism: Harpegnathos saltator (Jerdon's jumping ant)
Lineage: Eukaryota; Metazoa; Arthropoda; Insecta; Hymenoptera; Formicidae
Gene: Rfx
Product: regulatory transcription factor Rfx
Exons: 17
Coding region: 446-2977 (843 amino acids)
Biological process (GO): regulation of transcription by RNA polymerase II
Molecular function (GO): RNA polymerase II cis-regulatory region sequence-specific DNA binding; DNA-binding transcription factor activity, RNA polymerase II-specific
Source: RefSeq, a predicted model, not a curated record
CGCCGCGCGAGUCGCAUACAGUGCUGACCGCGACGCGGUCAGUGAUGCCGUAGCCAAGGCGACCGUAGCAGCAGACUACAAGCAACACUCCGACCAGCCGUCCACCACAACAAAGUAUAGAGGUUCGUCGGAGUGUGUCGUCGUUCCACUUUUCGCGCCCUGUGCCGGUGUCAGUGUGCCGGCAAAUCCUGCGAGUCGACUGCGGUUUCCUGGGUGACAGGGCUGUGAAGGCCGUCGCUACCCGCCUUCCAGACCAACGGGAAAUAGAGAGAGAAGGAGAAAGAAAGAGACAGCGGGACCGCUUGACGACGACGACGACGGCGACGACGGCGACGACGACGACAACGACGACGACGACGAUAACGACAACGACAACGACGGGGGCACACGUCGUUCAGCCGCGCAAGUGCGCCCGGGCGCCGUUGCGUUCGAGCAAACGCCAUUCAUGAAGACAGACUCGUCUCUUCAGAAGCGGGGAGGUAGCAGCGGUGGUGGUGACUCAGUGGGUGCAGAGAGAGGUGAAGGAGUGAUUGCCAUGACUACGACUGGAGCCCAGUAUGCCCUCGCAGCAUCCACCGGAGCUAACAACAGUGGGGGUAGCUCCACACCAGUAGGGGUGGAAUCUAAGCCAAGCGUGGUUGUCGUGACUACUUCCAGUUCCAGUGGUGGUGGCAGUGGAGCACAAACUCAGUCAGCCAGAGGCCAGCAACUUAUUACUGUUGUAACAAGUCCUGAUCCUUCCAGUCCAAACAAUCUACAACCUAUCCAGUUAUUGGUCCAGGACUCACUUGAAACAGCUGCAGAUUCUUCCAACGGCUCGACAGGUACAUCAGCACAUGUUACAGCACAGGUAGUUGUCAAUACCACGCACUCAGGUCAACAUACAUUAGUGGAUUCCGACGCUGCUUCUACAUCAGCUGGAACUAUUGUUAGUGGCUCCCCACAUUACAUCACAGUUACAGGCACCAGUGAUUCACCAUCCUACGCAUCCCUCACAACGGCUGUAGUGUCUGGUGACGCGGAGGCGGUGGGGUCCGAAUCAGUCUCUCAUCCAACCUAUGUUCAGUAUGUCGAAGGGGACGGUUCCACAUAUAUACCGGCGAAUGGCCAGAUGACAUAUCCUGUUUAUACUGUCGGCGAGGCAGGAGCGAUGUAUACUCCAGCUUCAAGUCAGUACUAUACACCAGCGACAACACCAGUAACGUAUGCGCAGGUCACAGGACAGGGCUCGAACUCGACUACCGGGCAACUAUUAUCACAAGGCAAUGGCACAUACUUGAUCCAACAGAGUGUGGUGGAUGGCGACCCGACUACUCAUGCUCUCAUGUCAGCAGCAGCGGCGCGCGCUAGCCCGCAAACGGAAACAGCGGAGACUGUGGUUAGCGGGGGUGGAGGGACGUACUUGAUCAGCGGUAAUUCAGGAGGUGCCACUGUCACCGUGGAAGAAGCAGCAGCCGCGGCUGCAAACAUGACGCAUGCCACUAGAGUCUCCCAGGCCACCGUACAUUGGUUACUGGAAAAUUAUGAAACUGCCGAUGGUGUAUCCCUUCCAAGAUCGACUCUUUACAAUCACUAUUUACGUCAUUGCUCCGAAAAUAAAUUGGAUCCUGUAAAUGCAGCCAGUUUUGGAAAAUUAAUACGUUCGGUAUUUUUGGGUUUAAGAACGAGACGUUUGGGAACGAGAGGAAAUUCGAAGUAUCACUAUUAUGGAAUUCGUGUCAAACCAAGCUCACCUCUAGUCAUGUUGAAUGAGGAUGGCACAUCGAGACAACCGCAGAGCGCGAACUCUCAAGCCAAACGAUUUAAAUUUGUCAAUCAGAAGCAAGAAUCAUCCUACGAGAAUAACACGCACACGAGUACGAAUAUCUCCUCUAAUUCCUCUCCACCGCAGUAUCAUCAAUAUCUGGGUGAAGCGAGUGGUGCUAUACCUGAUUUUCCGGAAAUCUUUAUUGGCCACGAUUCGUCCUUACCUGAAGAUUGCACGCUAGAAGACAUUGAUACGUUCCGCAGCAUAUAUAGAGAACACUGCGAAGCGUUCUUAGACGCAGUAUUAAAUUUUGAGUUCGCCACCGUAGAAAGUCUCUGGAGAGAAUUUUGGCGCAGCCAGGACAAUAAUAACGGUGAUGAAUGUGAAGAGGAGAAAUAUUUAUCAAAAACCAAACUAUAUCAGAUGUGCAAAUGUACAGGAGUGCAAGAUUUUAUCAAAAAAGUGGACUAUACGUUCUAUCAAAAUCUAGUCGAAGUAUUAAUGCCUAAUGUAUUGCGACCGAUACCAAGUUCGUUGACGCAGUCCAUCCGAAACUUUGCGAAAGGAUUAGAAUCUUGGUUACAGUCAGCAAUGGCAGACUGUCCCGAGGAGAUGACACAGAUUAAGUUAACCGCAGUGUCAGCUUUUGCUCAAACUUUAAGGCGCUAUACGUCAUUAAAUCAUUUAGCGCAAGCCGCUCGAGCCGUGCUCCAAAAUUCUAGUCAAAUCAAUCAAAUGUUAGCUGAUCUGAAUCGUGUUGAUUUUCAUAACGUACAAGAACAAGCAUCCUGGGUAUGCCAAUGUGAUUAUGGAAUGGUACAACGUCUGGAAGCGGACUUUAAAGUAACGUUACAACAACAGAAUUCUUUGGAGGAUUGGGCAAUCUGGUUAAAAGGGGUCGUAACACAAGUACUGAAACCAUUUGAGGAGAAGCCAACGUUUGCUAAAGCUGCACGUCAAUUUCUGCUUAAGUGGUCAUUUUAUAGUUCGAUGGUUAUCCGGGACCUUACUUUAAGGAGCGCUGCAAGUUUUGGGUCUUUUCAUCUCAUCAGAUUACUUUAUGAUGAAUACAUGUUUUAUUUAAUAGAGCAUCAAGUAGCAAUUGCAACUGGGACUACGCCAAUAGCUGUAAUGGGAGACAAAAGUCAAAAUUGCUCUUUAGUGAAUAGCUUUGGAGCAAUAUCUAAUGGAGAUGCAUCUAACGAAACCAAACGUAUGAAGCUAAGCUAACUGCGUGCCUACGCCCUUUAGUUCAUGAGUAAUGCAGUAGCGCAUGAGAACGAGAUACUAGCACGAAAGCAUGCAGGCCUAUUAUUGAGGAGAACACACUAGUCUCGUAAAUUAUUAUUUUGUAUAACGUCAAAUUGUACUAUGACUUACAAGAGAGAGAGAGAGAGAGAGAGAGAGAGAGAG